Messenger RNA from Medicago truncatula (barrel medic), 828 nucleotides. Its product is annotated as zinc finger protein ZAT4. The transcript has a single exon. The record is from RefSeq and is a predicted model, not a curated record. Lineage: Eukaryota; Viridiplantae; Streptophyta; Magnoliopsida; Fabales; Fabaceae. Gene Ontology annotation, biological process: regulation of DNA-templated transcription. The coding region runs from base 1 to 828 and encodes 275 amino acids.
AUGGAGAACAAUGGUAGAGUGUGUCUCAUUUGUAACAGGUCAUUUUUCAAUGGAAAAGCUUUGGGAGGACAUAUGAAAUCCCACUAUGCCAAACUACCAAUCCAUUCAAAAACCCCAAUCAAAAACCACGUACAUGAAUACUCAGCUGAGUUGGCCAAACAUCCAACUCACUCUAUCUCUACAUCUUCACCAUCAAUUGUUAAUCCAAGAAAUAACUCAACAUACAAUCCUCAAUCUUUGAAAGGGAAAUUCAGUUGUACCCUAUCAAACUUUGGUAGGAAUAGUGGGUUUCAGUCUUAUCGAACAAACCCAACUGGAAAAAGAUCAAAACGCAAACCAAGGCAAUUUCAUAUGGCUGAAGAUAGAGAAGAGAAUACACAAUUUAACAUGGCUGAAGAAAAAGAAGAGAACACACAAUUUAAUAUGGAUGAAGAAAAAGAAGAUAAUACACAAUUACAAUCGGUGUAUAGUGAUUUGGAUAUAGAAGCUGCUGAAACAUUAGGUGUUAUUCUUAAGAAAGAAUGGAAACAAAUUGAGGAUAAAUACUACACUGAGAAGAAAAAAGCAAGUGAAAAUGGUAACACAGUGUUCGAGUGUGAUAUUUGUCAUGAAGUGUUUCAAUCUGGUAAAGAUCUUUUCGGACAUGAAAAGAUCCAAAAUAAAUCUGACAAUUUAGCAGGAGAGAUUGGUAGAAGUGGAAACAUAAAUAAUGUUGUAAAUGAAAAGGUGCAUAAGUGCGAAUAUUGCUUUGAAAUCUUUGAAUCUGGUGAGCUAUUGGAGGAACACACGAAGGUACACCUAUACAAUUAUUAUGAUUCUGACCCAUAG